Molecule: messenger RNA, 420 nt
Organism: Nerophis lumbriciformis (worm pipefish)
Lineage: Eukaryota; Metazoa; Chordata; Actinopteri; Syngnathiformes; Syngnathidae
Source: RefSeq, a predicted model, not a curated record
AUGGAAAGGAUUCAGCAGCUGCGUGUAUUUUUGCUGUGCUUUCUGGCUGUCCACCAGUGCCUGGCUAUGACACUACAAAGCCAAUGUCUCGAUGAUUCAAUCUGUACGUACAAUUUUGAGGAUUACUACAGCCAGAUGGGUAACUUGCCCAACCGCAUCAAUGAGCGCAGUAUUGCCCCCUGGGAUUAUAUUAAAAACAUAGAUUUGAACCGGAUACCUCAGGUGAUAAGUGAAGCAAGCUGCCACACCAGCCACUCCUGCAGAGGGCUCGACAAUGCGUUUGGUCUCGAGACCAUACCUGUAGCGCUGAGAAUGCCCGUCCUUAAGAAGAAUCCCGGCUGUUUUCCGAUGGGAAGCUACUCCUUGGAGUUUGAACUCAUCAACAUAGCUUGUAUUUGUGCUAUUGCCAGACACAGCUGA